Molecule: messenger RNA, 1081 nt
Organism: Phytophthora nicotianae INRA-310
Lineage: Eukaryota; Oomycota; Peronosporomycetes; Peronosporales; Peronosporaceae
Exons: 2
Coding region: 41-1081 (346 amino acids)
Biological process (GO): cilium assembly
Cellular component (GO): axoneme; ciliary basal body
Source: RefSeq, a predicted model, not a curated record
CGCGAAAGUGUUGAAGUUAUUGAUACAGGAGAACCUAAGUAUGAACGAAGACGAACUGGACGAGUUGGAAGCCAAGUUGGACGACUUGACGCACCAGAAUGACGUGCUUAAACAGGAGAAUGAGCUCCUCGAGUCAUAUCUCCAUCGCAACGGACAGCCCACAACCGGAAGCGAUGACGAGGAUAAACAUACAGAUAAAGACAAGAAGAUCGGCGGGUCCAGACAGCGUCGUGUGCGUACGCAAGUGAUGCUCACGAUCGAGCAGAAGAACGAUAUCUGCAGCACGGAGCUCGAGGCGGCGCAGAAGGAGCUCGAGGAGACCAAACGCUCAUCUGAGCGGCUCAUUGACACACUGCGAGCCGUACUGGAAGAGACAGAUAUCCGCAUUGCAGAGCUCAAGAAGGAUGCGUACGAGUUCAAGCGCGACAUCGUCGUGGGCGCCGAGAAUUUUCGCACCGGCAAGACAAUCGCUGAAAAGAUGAUCCGCUAUAUGGAGGAGAAGCUGCGCCAGAAGGAUGCCGUAGUAGAGAAGCUUCGACUUAAGAAUGCUACGCUCAAGAGCCAAGCUCAGAAGAUCGACGCCCAGCUCCGUCACAAGGAAGAGAUGGGCGAUGCGCUUCACUACAUCGACUUCCAUCAGCUGCAGAUCGAGAAUAAGCAGUACGUCGCUAAGAUCGAGGAGCGCAAUGAAGAGCUGCUGCGUCUUAAGCAAACUACCGGAAGCACUGUACAAGUGCUAAAUAAUCUCAAGAAGCGUCUGCAUGAACUGCUCGAGGAGAGCGCGUGGCUCCAAGGUGAGAUCCGAACACGCACCGAGCUGAACGAGAAGAUCGUCGAGGAGAUCGCGCUCGUGGAGGAGAAGAACAAGAAGGACAUGAGACGUCUGCAGUCCUUACAGAUCCAGCAAUCCGCAGAACCUAGCAAAGAUAUGCCGCAGAUUCUGGACUACGUAGCGCAGAAGGCUAAAAUGUUCGAACUGCAGCAGGACGUCAAGAACUACGAACGGAAGGUCGAGAUCGCGGAGCGAGCCGCUAAGCUGAGUCGCGCCAAAGAAGCCAAACGUUUACAAGAGCAACGCUAG